AUGGAGGGGACGCUGGUGGUCGCGUGGCGGAGGCUGCGCGGCCAGGCCGUGGCCCAGGAACGGGCGGCCAUGGCCCGCCGCAUCGAGGCCGCGCUCCAGGAAGCGAAGAUGGCGUUAUCUGGAGACGAGGCCAGGCUUCAGGAUGUGCAGAGGCUGCUCAGGAGAAGGCAACAGUGCAUGGUAGCCCAAGUUGCUGCCUUGUAUCCUGUGAGAGUCUUCUAUGAUCAGGCACAGCAUGCAGAAAACCGUUGUCAGUCAGAAUCCAUUACUCGUACUCCUCUCUUGAAGAAUAAUGUUUAA
Molecule: messenger RNA, 300 nt
Organism: Miscanthus lutarioriparius
Lineage: Eukaryota; Viridiplantae; Streptophyta; Magnoliopsida; Poales; Poaceae
Source: the annotation of a GenBank genome assembly